AUAUACAUACCUUCGGGUUGGGUAUAAAAACUUUAGCUUAAUGCUCGGUAGUCAUCAGUUCCAUUCUAAGACUCUCCGUAGAAUCUUCUCCCAACAAACAAAAUAACCAAAAGCUCAAAAUGAAAUUCCUUCUUGCUAUUGUCUUUGUUGCUGUCAUUGCUGCCGCUGCAGGUUUUGAAAUUCCAGAGGAUGAAAUGACGAGGGCAAUGGGAAUCGUCGGCAAUUGCAGAGAUGAAAUAACUAUAACCGAUGAAGAAUUCGAAAAAUUGAAGGAUGGUGAAAAUUUCGCAGCUAGUGAAAAUGCCAAGUGCCUUACCAGUUGUAUCCAAGAGGAGGCUGGUAUAACAAAGGAUGGAGUCUUCCAAGCAGAUGCAGUUUUGGCUAAAUUCGCACCCCUUGUUGGUGAGGAGGAAAUCAAGAAAGUUAUUGAAGCUUGCAAGGAUGAAUCUGGCGCAGGAAAGUGUGAGACAUCAUACAAACUACAUCAAUGCUUCAAGAAGCUCGACGCCUAUUAAAUUAUGAUUUAAAGUUUAAAAAAAAACGAAAAACAAUGAAAUAAAUAUUUGCAGAUUUUUAUAAUCAAAA
Molecule: messenger RNA, 585 nt
Organism: Eupeodes corollae
Lineage: Eukaryota; Metazoa; Arthropoda; Insecta; Diptera; Syrphidae
Product: general odorant-binding protein 56a-like
Exons: 2
Coding region: 120-515 (131 amino acids)
Biological process (GO): sensory perception of smell
Molecular function (GO): odorant binding
Source: RefSeq, a predicted model, not a curated record